AUGGCGGCUUGCAUUACUAAUUGUUUGCUUGAAUGGGGUUUGGAUAAUGUGUUUACUAUUACAGUUGAUAAUGCUAGUUCUAAUGAUGUUACCGUGAAAGAAAUGUCUAAAAAAUUGAGCAAUUGGGGAACUAACAUUAUGGAUGGUGACCAUCUUCAUGUGAGGUGUAUGGCACAUAUCCUUAAUCUUAUUGUGCAAUAUGGGUUGAAGGAAAUUGGAAAGUCUGUCAAGCUAGUGAGACAAGCCGUGAAAUACAUUAAACAAUCUCCCGCAAGACUUAGAAAGUUUAAAGAAUGUUGUGAAUCUAAAUUGAUAACUUGUAAGAAAUCAUUAUGUUUAGAUGUCCUUACUAGGUGGAACUCUACAUAUUCGAUGCUUGUUAUAGCACAACAUUUUGAGCUUGUAUUUGAAAUAUAUAGUUUUUAUGAUAUUGGAUACUUGAAUCAUCUUCGUACCUUUGGUUCUGAUUCUUCUGAAAACAAAGAUGGAACUAGUGUUGAAGAUGGAACAAGUGUUGAAGAUGAAUUUAGUAUUGAAGAUGGAACUACUGCAAAUAUUCUUUCAAGUGUUGACUGGAAAAAUGUGAGGUCAAUGGUGAAAUUUCUUGAAACUUUUUAUGUACUUACUUUGAAGGUUUCUGGUUCUAAUUAUGUCACUAGCAAUACACACUUUGUUGAAAUUGUUGAACUUAAUCUUAUUUUGAAAGAGAUGAUGACAAACGAAGAUCGUAAUUUGAAAGAAAUGGCAGAAAGUAUGAAUGAGAAGUUCAAAAAGUAUUGGGGUGAACCACAAAAAAUGAACAAGAUGAUCUUUAUUUCAUCUGUGUUGGAUCCCCGUAACAAGCUUGAUUAUGUUCCAUUUGUAAUUGUUGAUAUGUUUGGAAAAGAAGUUGGGGAAAAGCUAUGUUCAGAAGUGAAAAAAUACAUGAACAAAAGUACCAUCUUCACCCACUUCAUCUGA
This is a messenger RNA of Solanum pennellii, 960 nucleotides long. Its product is annotated as zinc finger BED domain-containing protein RICESLEEPER 2-like. Gene Ontology annotation, molecular function: DNA binding. The transcript has a single exon. The record is from RefSeq and is a predicted model, not a curated record. NCBI's taxonomy places the organism in Eukaryota, Viridiplantae, Streptophyta, Magnoliopsida, Solanales, Solanaceae. The coding region runs from base 1 to 960 and encodes 319 amino acids.